GUGCUUGGUGAUGAUGAUGAUGAUGAUGAUGCGUGUGACGCGUGCACGAGCCCACAGGCAGCCAGCAGAAACAUCUUCCUCCUCCUCCUCCUCCUCCUCGACCGCCUCUCUUCGCCGCUCCAGUCCGUCCGCAAGGCUCUCUGCUCCGGCCCCCAGCAUGCUCGGCUCCUCGGCCCUGCUCUCGGUGCUCCUGGCGGGGCUCGCCGCUGCCGCGUCCUCGGUGGAAGUCUUCGACAGCCAGCUGGGCGACAUCAGCUACUGCAAGAAGCAAUGUCAGCUCGUCAUCAGGAACAGAAGCCCCGCUAAAGACUCCAUAAUGAACGCCUGCCACCGCGGCUGUCGCCUUUACUCCAUCUGCCAGUUUGUCAAUGGCAACGCUGGCUUCAACACCAGCAAGGACGAGUGUCAGGGAGCCUGCCAGGAGGCGUACGUCAAACUUCUAGAGCAGGAGGCCUGCAGCACCGGCUGCUCCAGCCAGCCCUCCGAGCCCGAGAUCAAGAGGAGGAAGCUGAAGGCCAUGACUCUGCGCCCCAAGCCGCCCUCCGUGAUGGAGGCCGUGUCCAGCUGGUGCAACGACAUAGUCAGCUCCGCCCAGAGCUUCAUCUCCUCCACGUGGACCUUCUACCUGCAGGCGGACGACGGCAAGGUUGUCGUAUUUCAGAGCCAACCAGAGAUGGAGUACUCGCUGCCAGAGCUGCAGGCUCCUCGCUCCAACGUGGCCGACAGCCCUUGGCCCCAGGCGCACUCCCACACGCAGAAGCCUCACGGCGUGAGGGGGCGUGGCGAGAGGGGAGGAGCCAAAGUAGGGAGCAGAGGCAAACACCAGGCGCAGCACGCGGAAGACGCGGCGUCCGAGCACGACUUCCUGGGCUGCAUGUCCAGACGUUCCGGUCUUCCUCGGUGGAUUUUAGCGGCCUGCCUCUUCCUGUCCAUCGUGGUCAUGUUGUGGCUCAGCUGCGCCAGCCUGGUGACGGCGCCAGAUCAGCACAUCAAGACGCAGCUGAGCAUCAACGGGGAUAAGGAGUUCCUGGAGCACCACAAGGUGAACCCGUACCACCUGAGUCCUCUGCUGGCCGUCAGCGUCAAGAAGGCGCCGGAGAUGGACGACGACGACCAGGAGGCGGGGCCUCUGCCCGUGAAGGUGGACCUCAACAACACCCGCGUGUAAGACGCCCUUACAAAACACGAUGAAGCACUGGAUUUUCUUAAAAAACCAAACAAAAAAAAAACCCCACAUCAUUUUAAAGCAGCAUGGCACCCCGCAGUUCAUCGGACAGACUUUGGAGAGUUAAUCUCGUCAUCCCUGCUAACAUAUAAAGCACUUCCACAUCUUUUGCCUCAUUGGAAAUAGAAGGAAAUGAAAGUGUAUUUAUUGUGUGGUUGAAGUGCCAUGCAUCGCCUGUAAAAUACAUUGUAACCUAAACUGGAGGAAGACUUAUUUGCUUAUACUGUUGUAUUAUUAUAAUUAGAAUUAUUAUUAUUCCCAUCAUGUUAUUGCUCUUCCAGCUGUAGGAUUAUUUUCAAUGUGUCAGCACAUUAUGUACUGAAUAGACAACUUUUUUUUUUUUUUUUUAGUUAGAAGCAGAGUUGCGCAGUCGUAGAGACGUUUUAUUAAAUUAGUUAGUGCUUUUUAUGACGUCCUGUAACACUUUUUUUUUUUUUUUUUUUUUUUUAGAUAGCAGGCUGUGAAAUAAAUCGUGCAUGCGAAAUUUGAAGCUCCUUCGGCCAUUCAUGGAUUUGCACUGUAGCUUCGUUUACUUUUUUCCACCCCCCCC
This is a messenger RNA of Nerophis ophidion (straightnose pipefish), 1775 nucleotides long. It is a transcript of the gene tmem59l, whose product is annotated as transmembrane protein 59-like. The transcript has 8 exons. Bases 11 to 1168 code for a protein of 385 amino acids. NCBI's taxonomy places the organism in Eukaryota, Metazoa, Chordata, Actinopteri, Syngnathiformes, Syngnathidae. The record is from RefSeq and is a predicted model, not a curated record.